ACUGCCACAGCUUUGCUCCACAGCCAGACUCCACUUCAAAAGGGCUUCAUCAGGACAACUCAGCAUGGAGCUCCUCACGAAAACCCUGUUUCUGUGCGCUGCACUCACCCUGACUAAUGCAGCACCUGCGCAACAAGCAGAUGCAGCCGUAGAAGAAGUCGAUCCUUCUCUCCCAAACCGCUGUGAAGGUCUUGAGUUUGAUGCAGUCACUCCCGAUGAGAAAGGAAUCACUUUCUUCUUCAAAGGCGCCCACUUGUGGAAAGGAUUCCAUGGCCCCGCUCAGCUCUCCAACGAAUCCUUCAAGGAGCUUGAUGACCUCCAUAACAUCGGCCAUGUUGACGCUGCCUUCCGCAUGCACGACCCCGACAACGCAGACGACCAUGAUCACAUUUAUUUCAUCCUGGAUGAUAAAGUGUUCAGUUAUUACAACCACACUCUGGAAGAGGGGUAUCCAAGACAGAUCGAGGAGGACUUCCCAGGUAUUCCUGCUCAUCUGGAUGCUGCAGUGGAGUGUCCCAAAGGAGAGUGUGGGGAUGAUGCAGUCCUGUUCUUUAAGGGACAUGACGUCUACGUCUUUGACACCACCACAAAGACAGUGAAGACAAAGUCAUGGCCCCACCUGCCCGUCUGUACCUCAGCUUUCCGCUGGCUGGAGCACUACUACUGCUUCCACGGACACAACUUCACCAGAUUCCACCCGGUGACCGGAGAAGUGAGCGGGUCUUACCCCAAAGACGCCCGCAAUUACUUCAUGAGGUGCCCCAACUUUGGUCAUGGAGGCGAUUAUCAAGUCAUCAAAUGCAGUGAUGUCAAACUGGACGCCAUCACUGCUGAUGACACCGGCAAAACCUAUUUCUUUGCAGACUACAGUUCAAUCUCUUCAGGCCCGAUCUACAUGCGUCUGGACACUAGUCGCGAUGGCCUCCACGCCUUCCCGAUCACAAGGACGUGGAAAGAGCUGGCUAGAGGUGUAGACGCUGUGUUUUCCUACUCAGACAAGAUGUACAUGAUUAAGGAUGAAAUGGUUUACAUCUACAAAGGAGCCGUUCACUACACCCUGAUCGACGGUUACCCCAAAAGCCUGAAGGAGGAGCUUGGCAUUGAAGGACACGUGGACGCUGCUUUCCUUUGCCCCAAUGAACACACAGUUCAUGUAAUUCAAGGUCAGAAGCUGCUUGACGUCGACCUGACCGCCACGCCUAGAUCCGUGACGCAAGAAAUGCCCAUUCCCCUGUCGGACAUUGAUGCUGGUUUCUGCGGUCCACAGGGAGUCGCCGUGUUCAAGGGCUCCCAGUAUUACAAAUAUCAGACCGCCAUGUUGCUGGCAAGCAGCAGAAUUAUCCCGAGGCCCCACAUUAUUACAUCAGAAAUGAUGGGAUGUCGGGAUUAGAAAUCAGAGAGAAGCUUGUGAUCAUAGAUUCACCGGGGUGACACAAAUGAAUAGCGUUAGCAUCGAACAGCAGCUUUUCUUUCUCCUUAUGUAACAAUGAUAUAGACUAUUCAAAUUGAAGCUCAACACAGAGAUUAAAAUAUGACAGGAUCUGGUUUUAUGGACUAAAGAAGUGCGAUAAAGUUGGCAUCUCUGACAUCAUGGUUUAGAAUUUUGUUUAACGAAUAAAAGUGGAAAACAGCA
Molecule: messenger RNA, 1633 nt
Organism: Notolabrus celidotus (New Zealand spotty)
Lineage: Eukaryota; Metazoa; Chordata; Actinopteri; Labriformes; Labridae
Gene: hpxb
Product: hemopexin b
Exons: 10
Coding region: 65-1390 (441 amino acids)
Biological process (GO): intracellular iron ion homeostasis; heme transport
Molecular function (GO): heme transmembrane transporter activity
Source: RefSeq, a predicted model, not a curated record